Branchiostoma floridae (Florida lancelet) is the source of this 2942-nucleotide messenger RNA. Its product is annotated as solute carrier family 12 member 8-like. Gene Ontology annotation, molecular function: potassium:chloride symporter activity. Lineage: Eukaryota; Metazoa; Chordata; Leptocardii; Amphioxiformes; Branchiostomatidae. The transcript is spliced from 17 exons. Gene Ontology annotation, cellular component: membrane. The record is from RefSeq and is a predicted model, not a curated record. The coding region runs from base 432 to 2933 and encodes 833 amino acids. Gene Ontology annotation, biological process: potassium ion import across plasma membrane; chloride ion homeostasis; potassium ion homeostasis.
UUGCAUGGCUUCAAAAACAGUUGCAAAUAAAAUACGACAUUCAAAGCUUGUAGCUCAGGGCUAAAAACUGUAUUUUGGAACCAGCCAACGUGGCCUGAUUAGCAUAUUUCAAGUUCAGCUAGGCAUGAGGUCAUCGUUUGUAAGACGCGCGCUGAUUGGUCAGAAUUGCCGGGAUAACCUGUUCGCCGAAUGAAAAUGGCUGCCGACUGAUGAAGGGAAGAAAACCUGCUCUUAUUUUCUCCGAUUUUCACAUCAAAACAACAUUUAGGCAUCGAUUUAAAAAGGCAACCAGCUCCGGACGGACGUCAGUGCUACCAUGAUGUGCUAAUGCUGCUAUAGUGGGGGGAUCAAGAAAGGAAAAGAAAAAUCAAACGUUACGGAAGAGGGAACCGAGUUAAAAACAUCCGCUGAUACGUUGUCCGUUUUUCAAGAUGGCGGACGAAAGCGAGACGGCGAAUCUCGUCGGGCCCAAGGCGGGCGGCAGUGGGAGGAAUCCGUUACAGUGGGCGAAGUUCGGACUCAGCGAGGAGAGCGGAUCGCUGAAUCAGCAAACUGCCAAGGGGGAAGCACAGGAACUGUUCGACGAAGAGGAAAAGAACUCAGGAGAGACCAGGAAGCCAUGGUGGAAGUCCAACUUCUUUAUCACAGAGCCCGUCUUGUUUGGGACAUGGGACGGAGUCUUCACCGCCUGUAUGAUGAACAUCUUUGGUGUGGUGCUGUUUCUGAGGACUGGGUGGAUGGUGGUACGUUUGUUUAUUUGUUUGUUUGUUUGUUGUGUGGGACGGAGUGUUCACAGCGUGUAUGAUGAACAUCUUUGGUGUGGUGCUGUUUCUGAGGACUGGGUGGAUGGUGGUACGUUUGUUUGUUUGUUUGUUUGUUUGUUUGUUGUGUGGGACGGAGUGUUUACUGCCUGUAUGAUGAACAUCUUUGGUGUGGUGCUGUUUCUGAGGACUGGAUGGAUGGUGGGUAACGCAGGAAUCGGCUUGUCGAUAGUUAUCGUAUUCAUGACCAUCUCCAUGGCCCUGCUGCCCAUCCUGUCGGCGAUCGGUGUGACGGAGCGAUGUCACAUGGAACACGGCGGGUUGUACUUUCUGCUGUCCCACGCGCUCGGAGGGAGAGUCGGGGGCAGUGUCGGAUUCCUCUUUGUCUUCGGCCAGGCUGUUGUCUGCUCGCUGUACUGCACGGGUUUCGGGGAAUCCUUCGCGGAGGCGGUUGGAUGGAACAACGAGUGGGCGGUGCGCGGCAUCGCCAUAGUAACCCUGCUGGUGUUGCUAGGCAUCAACCUGGCCGGGGUGAAGUGGGUCAUCAAGGUGCAGCUCCUCCUAGUGGGCUGCCUCGGUAUUUCACUGGUAGACUUCAUCAUUGGGACGUUCGUCAAGACUGACAUAGCUUCAGGUGUGGUUGGAUACAGCGUGGAAAACUUCCGUAACAACACGGGACCUGACUACAUCCCGGGUCAAGACUUCUUCACGGUCUUCGGGGUGUUCUUCCCCACGGCAACGGGGGUCAUGGCCGGGGUCAACAUGAGUGGUGACCUGAAGACCCCCAACAGGAGCAUUCCCAUUGGCUCUCUGACCGCCAUCGGAGUCAGCACAAUCCUGUACGUCUUGUUUGUGCUGCUGCUGGGAGCUGUGUGCACACGGGACGGGCUUCAGGACGACUUCAUGAUCGCUGAGAAGGUAUCAGGAGUAGGUGUGCUAUGGCUCCUAGGCUUGUACAUCUCUUCGCUAUCCUCCUGUCUAAGUGGCCUGUACGGAGCCCCGAGAGUUCUGCAGUGCAUCUGUAACGAGAACGUCAUCCCUGUCAUCAAGGUCCUCGGCAGGGGGCGAGGACCCAACAAGGAGCCCUUCCUGGCCAUCUUAGUAUGUGGCUUCAUCUCCUUCUCCUUCCUGUUUGUUGGACAACUCAACCUGCUCGCUCCGAUCGUAACCAUCAACUUCAUGCUUACCUACGCUAUGGUCGACUACGCCUACUUCGCUGUGGGGAUGAGCUACGAUAUGCAUCUCAAACGGAAGGAAAAAUACGAGGGAAACGGCGAUAAGAAAGAAACUGAGAGUUUGCUGUCGCAUGUCAUCGACAAAGGAAAGAAGCUACGCUAUGCCAUGGUCGACUACGCCUACUUCGCUGUGGGCAUGAGUUACGACAUGCACCUCAAACGGAAGGAAAAGUACGAGGGGAACGGUGAUAAAAAAGAAACGGAGAGUUUGCUCUCGCAUGUCAUCGACAAAGGAAAGAAGAGUUUGCUCUUGCAUGUCAUCGACAAGGGGAAGAAGGAGGGGGAGGAAAAAGCCGCGACGAACGGUGUUGGACCAAAGUACGGCACGUUAGAGGAACCGAAGACGGGGAGUUUGAUCGACACGUCCGAACCUAAGACUGCGGAGAAGACUGUAACUAAGGAGCAGAUGGCAGAUGAGCUGACGUCUUCAGCGAUAGAGAAGGAAGGGGAUAAGAAAGGGGAGGAUGCGGAGAAAGGGAAAGAUAAGACUGGGGAUAAAGAUGAAAAAGAUCCUCCGAGAACGUUCCACUACGAGAUCUACAAGAUGCCGAGUUCCUGGUACUCCUUCCUGUGUAACAGAUGGAUCUCUUUAAUAGGGGCGAUAGCGUCUUUAGUGAUCAUGUUUGCCAUCCAGUGGGCCUAUGCGCUGGCGAACCUCGCAGUAUACGUACUACUGUAUGUCUACAUAGGACAGGCCAACCCUGGGGUAUAUCCUGGUUUGACUGACUUCAGCUUAAUCCAGUGGAUAAAGACAACGUUCCAGAGUUUGUGCAGACGAGGCCCGCCCCCUCCAGAGCAGUACGUGGUCACGCCGAUGUUUGUCCCCACCAAGAUGGAGACGGAACAGCUGAACGAGGACAGCGAGGACUACCAAGGUCGCGGGAGAUACCACCAGUCUACCGUCAUGAGGGGGGAGGAGUAUGACAAGUUCGAGUAAAAAAAAAAA